This is a messenger RNA of Fundulus heteroclitus (mummichog), 447 nucleotides long. RefSeq names its product V-type proton ATPase subunit E 1-like. The record is from RefSeq and is a predicted model, not a curated record. Gene Ontology annotation, cellular component: proton-transporting two-sector ATPase complex, catalytic domain. Lineage: Eukaryota; Metazoa; Chordata; Actinopteri; Cyprinodontiformes; Fundulidae. Gene Ontology annotation, molecular function: proton-transporting ATPase activity, rotational mechanism. The transcript is spliced from 6 exons. Gene Ontology annotation, biological process: proton transmembrane transport. The annotation marks the transcript as partial.
CAAGAGGUUCUGGAGUGUUUCUGGGACCUUCUGGCCGUUCUUCCUGAGGUGGGUCCAGGUCCUCCUCACCAAAGUCUCUCCUCCAGGUCUUUGUGGACCUCGCUUGGAGUUCUGGUUCAGACCCAGACGGUGAAAAUCAUGGAUUACUAUGAGAAGAAGGAAAAGCAGAUUGAGCAACAUGGAUUUUAUCAGCUGCUGGAGCCUAAAGUUACCCUCCGCGGCCGCCAUCGGGAUGUGGAACUGGUUCAGCUGAAUUUAGUUUUCUCUCCGGGUCAAAGUGAAUCUUUUCUUAACGGCUGCGGGGGAGUUGAAGUGUACAACGACGAUAAUGGGAAGAUCAAGGUUUCCAACAUCCUGGAGAGCAGGCUGGAGCUCGUAGCACAGCAGACGCUGACGGAAAUCAGAGAGACGUUAUUCAGUGCCAUAUUUCACAACCAGAGGAAAUAA